AAAAAAAAAUUUGAUCGCAUCGCCUCGGCCUCGCAUCGUCCAUCAUCGCAGUGAGAAGAGCCAUCAUGAAGAACGGUGUUUGCGCGUCGGAGAAAUUAUUAUUCGGUGAUUGUACGACGAAAAUCGCGUUCCGGUGGUGAAAAUCGGUGCUCGAAGUGUGCUCGGGAGUGCCGCGGACGGUGCAAGUGCAAAUUUGACUCCGGACGGCAGCUGCCAGCAGCGCAAAACGAUGAAUAUGUCCAGCUGGAUGAUACGCAAUCGGAGCCAGCGCCAGAGAAGUCGCCCGGCUCCGGAGGAUUGCUACCGGCUGGAUCUGGGCAAAUCGGUUCGCGAGAACGCCCAGGACAUUUACGUGGGCCUCAGCGCUCGCGCCACAAAUGAAAACAAACGGCUCAGCCUGUUGAACGGGCUGGUCAAACUGAUCGAACGAUGGAAGAAGGAAAAUGCCCUCGGCAGCUGUCCGGUGCUGCUCGUCGGAAGUCCCCAGCGGCGCAUCCUGCAGUCACGGGACGAAGCCCUUGGGUUUGUCAUGGCCGAGUGGCUGUACUGUAUCAGUGCAUCGCUGGUGCACCACUUUACGCAGAUCCGCGCGGGGGCGCUACGGGCCACGCGGCACCUGUUGAUGGCCGCGAGUGACGUCCGGGUGCUGAACGAACUUCAGUUGGGUCACCUGAUCUGCCGCAGUUUGGACGUGCUGUUGAAGAACGAAGAGGAACGGGUGCAGGCGCUGAAGCUGGUCCGGAAGCAGCUGAUGGUUGCUCCGGAACUGGUGUGCCCUGCCGUGGUGAGGUGUUUGGUAUCGCUGGGAGAAAGUGGAGCCGAGGAUCGCUCGGUUCGGGUCGAUAGGGAAGAUCGCAUGCUGAGGGCCUGCCUGGCGACGUUGUGCGAGUUUGGGGUGUUGAAUCCGAGGCUUCUGAUAGUGUGCGGUGGGGUCAGUGUGAUCACCCGAAAUGUGCUGGAGUGUCACAGCCCGCGGAUAGCGGAAAGUCUCUGCGGAGUGUUGCUGCAUCUGCUGGAAUGGCCAAAAACUCGGCAAAUCGCCGGAGUCCGGUUGGACUGUUUGGGGGCGCCGUAUUGUGAUUUCUCGUAUCGAUUAGGUAUUAUGGAUAAGAACAAAGAUGCCCGCGACUUGCGGUUUACAUGCAGCAGGCUGGCCCUGCUAUCCGUGCUGCGGAGCUGGGCCGGAACCAUCGAGUUCUGCAACCCGUCGAAGCCAUCCGGGCUGAAAGCAAUCAUCGAUAUACUCUACCUGAACCAGCUGGAGGUGCGCAAAGCCGUGCUAGAUCUGCUGUACGAACUACUCGGUCUGCCGCAGCCCGUCUGGUCCGACGAGUACUCGGUGGCCCUGUCGGUGGUCGAUCCGGCCGAGUAUCAGGACUCGUGGCGUCUGAACGAGGGCUUUGUGGCUGCCGAAGGAAUGGCCGUGCUUCCGUCGCUGGCCAGCCGUGUGCCAAACGUUUCCGACAUACACCUCGCAUUGUUGCUCUAUUGCUUCAUCGAAAACGGUCUGCUGAAUGCCCUGGUCGAGGUGAUCAUCUCGAGCGAUACGUUCAUCUCGGUCCGGGCCACCAUACUCCUCGGGAAAAUCCUACACCAAAUGCAUCUGCUACUGCCGGCGGAAAUCUGCAGCUCCACACCUUCCUCGACGUUGCCAUCGCUCAUCUCGAAGGCAACCGAGGGUAACCACCAGGCCAAGGCGGCCAUCGCAUCCCUUCAGCAGUUCCAGCAAAUGCUGCAAAACCGACCGGCUUCCUGCUCGCUGUUCCUCGACUGUAUAAUUCAGAGCGGAGAGCUGAUCAACUCCAGGAUUUUCAAACGGGAACUGAGCUCGCUGGAAUCGGUUCCCCUACCUGCUACCAAAUAUGCUACCUUGGAGGGCGGUUCCGGCUUCGGGUUGAAACGCGUUCGCCACGAUUCGGUGGGAUCCACCGGCAGUUCCAGUGGCAGCGGAGGCGCUGGCGCUCGUCUGGGUUACAUCUUUACCGGUCGACUUGGACCCGAAUCUUCCGUGGACGAGUUCGGCAUGCCCACGGCAGCGGGUGCGAAGGCCAAUAACGGUGCGAAACGGUCCAGCUUGAAGCGGGCCCGUUUCAUGCAGUUUUUCGACAACAUCAACGAGAACGAGCGGCUCAUCAAGGACUCGAACGUGCUCGGUAACAAGGACGCCAACAUGUGGGACUGGGACAUUGUCAUCACGAUCUUCCGGUCGGACAGCUUGGGCAGCAAGCUGGACGAUCAGACGUGUACGCGGUUCAUCCGGAGAAUAAUCGACUACUUCAAACCGAGCAACAAUCGGUUCUCGCACCAGGAUCUGACUAGGUAUAAUCGGCAGCUGCCACCGUACGUUACGGCGGGGUUGGAACUGCUCGACUGGCUGCAGCAAAGUCAGGAGUUGGAAUGCAUCCGGAUGUUGACCGAUCUGUUUACGGACAUCAGCCGCCAGUUGAUGUCCAUCCACACGAAGAAAUCGGCCCACGAGUGUCUGUUCAGCCCGCAGCAUAUGACGAGCACCAUGUGCCAGCAGUACUUCCUGUUCAUCGGUCGGAUGUGCCGGACAGAGAAGGGUCUCAGCGUGCUGACCAAUACGGAUAUUUUCAAAGAAUUGACCACCAUCGUCACCAAGACGAACCACAUCUGUUACGUGAAACUGAUCGUUUCCGGGCUGGAUUACAGUCUGGACGGUGAGCCGCGCAAGAUCCUGAUGCGAGCACUGCUCAAACAUCCCUCGGCCAAAGCCCGGCUGUACGCGGCCCAGUUUAUGCGGGUGCUCCUCCGCGCCCGGUUGCCCAAUUUUGAAGUUUGGGGAAUGCCACUACUUCUAAAGCUGGUCGACGAAUGUCAGGCCAAGUGCGUACAGUUGGCUGCGCUGGAAAUCCUCGAGGAGGCUUGCUACGAGCGGACCUACCUGGAGGAGCUGGUCAACGUUUGGCCCAACCUGGAGCGGGUCAGCGAUCACGGAAAGCUAGUCAUGAUGAAGUUCUAUUCGAUACCGAGAGGCUUGAACCAUCCGGCGGCGAAAAUCAAAGAGGAGAUCGAGACUUGGGUCAACGGGUACAACAAGAGAUACGUCCUGCUGAUCGAAGCCGAUGUCCACGCUCACCUGACGCAACAUACCAAAACCGAGGACGGAACGUACAGCCGAAGGCAUUGCGCCCAGCGGGUAGGCGUUACCGCACCCAACAUGUUACCACACUUGUACGGUCAGUUAGUACAAACCACCAAGGGCAUGUUCAGUCUUCAAACGCACGGCGAACUUCCGGCACUAAUCGAUACCCUGCUGCUUGCCAAGAGUACCGACGAGAAGGACGUCAUGACGCUGAAGGCGGCCAUGUGGGCUCUAGCUCACUUCUGCACCAGCAACGAUGGAGUCAUCUAUCUGAACGAUACCUCGGCGAACGUCUUCGAACAGUUCGUCCAGCUCGUCAAAUACGCCGAAGUGUACUCGGUGCGGGCGACUGCCCUCAACUGUUUGUGCCUGAUCGCAACCACCCAAAUGGGUGCCGACAUCCUACAGAAGCUGGAUUGGAUUUCGGUUCGGCACGAUCGGAGUACCUACUGGCCCGUGUACGAACCGGAUGAGUGGUUCCCCAAGCAGUUCAACACCCCGGUUCGUCACAACUACGAAUUCCCACCCUACAACUACACCGCUCUGCUGGAGACUAACGAAUCCCUUCUCCCGAACGAUACCGACGAUCACCUGAUCGUAUCACGCAUGGAAAGUACCUCGGUCGGCGAGGAUCAGAGCGAUUGCGCCGUGGCCACCACCUCGCGGUCCAAAACCCUUCCGGAAAGUGUCCUCGGACCGAACCGAACGCCCUCAUCCCAAAAACACAAACGCUCCCUCUCGGAGUCCAAAACUACGGACGGCAUCAGCUUGAUGACUGCUACAGCUCCUCCUCCAUCCAGUCAACUGCCUCCCAGCUUCCCAACCCAUCCCAGAACACGGUACAACUCCGGCACGGACUCCAACACGUCCGGCGUCAGCAGCUACGAGUCGAUCUUUGGCGGUCGGUUCCACGCGGACAUGAUGCAGCAGGGCCAGCUGUCGCCCAUCCCCAGCAGUUCCAAUCUGAUCGAUCUGAAAAAGCUAUCCUCGGAGGAGAAGUUCCGAAGGGUCUCGCUGACCGGGUUGCCCUUGAGGGAAACCAACCCGAUGACGCCACAGGACCUGUACGGUUACCAUACGCUGCGGAUACUGCGGCGACGUUGUCGUCCGAUGCUGUCGGAAUCGGCGACGGACGAACUGGCCGAAAUGAUGGACGAUGUGAUGGCCAGUAUGUCGUCGUCGUCGACCAUUUCGACCAAGUCGCGGUUUCGGUUGCGAGGUUCGAAGUCGCUGAGCGAGCAGCAGCGAAAACUGAAAGUUCGCAGCCUGGAUCGGCACAGCAGUUUCAAUGCGAUGAUGAGGUACGACGAAUUCCUGGAAAGUCUACGGCUCAAGCAUCAGAUGCUGAAACUGCAGCUGGAUACCCGCGGACCAUGUUACUCAGGAAUCUGCCUCCCCCGAAACAUCCUGGACCUGUUCCCGCAGGAGGAAUCCUCCGGAACGUACGUAUCGAACUUCACGCUGAACGAACUCGACGCAAACAGCUCCUCCGCCGGACUGGACUCCCGAAACCCGAACGUAACGGCCAGCAGCAGUAUACCGGUCGUGGACCGAGAAUCAGCCGAUUCGGUCAAGCUGCUACGGGCGAACUCCGUUGACAGCUCCGGCCCAGGGCACGUCCGGGAGGAUUGUCUGCAGUGUUGCCGCCGGAGGAUUGACCCAUCGUCCGGCAUCAGUUCCAGCAGCCGGAGCGAGUUCUUCAACUCGUCGGAGAGCUCGUUUAGCGACGAGGUCGAUCGUACCAGGGCCAGCAUCCUGCGGCACGUCCAACGGAUGGCCAACCCCGUGUGGAGCAAGCAGAGUCGAACCCAGCUGCUGGAGCUGAAGCAGAAGCAUCCCAGCGCGUUCCAGGACAUCUGCCUGUACUCGGAAGUGUGCCAACAGCUCGGUCGAAACACCUAUCGGCUCGGAUCGCGGCGCUUUCUGCAGGAACUGUUCCUGGAUUUGGACUUUGCGAGUUUCUACCGGGAACCCGGGGAGAUUUCCACGUCGGCCAGGACGGAGCGCGAAGCAGCACCGUUGAACGGUGAACUGGCGGCUUUUUCCGAAUCGAAGGAGCUGCAAAUGCUGGGAUUGGAGAAAGGUUUCGGUUGGACCGUGAAUACUUUCCGGCCGGUUAUGCCAGUAGGGGGUGCGGGUAAUGUAAAUAACGGUGUCAGUGAUGGUAGCACGGGAGUUACGGGACCAGCUUCCAGUAAGUCUCACCAUUUGGCGGCGCGGCCGCGCGCCUUAGACAGUGUGCUGGAAACCAGCGUCGAAAACAUCGCCGAGCUGAGUGGCGCGGAGUUGAAACUCUGGAUGGAACACAGAAUGGAAAAGAAAUACGGUUCGGGUAGUAAGGUCGAGCGGUCCAGCGACGACGUCAUCCAGUAUCGGGACCCCGGAAAGGCCAAACAUUCGAACGCCACCCGGCCGCGCUUCCACACGAUGGCGCUGGAUCUGAGCUGUACCAAAAACAAGUUCCCCAUCCGGAGGGAUCGAAGCGGAUCGUCCUCGACGGCGACGACGACGACGUCGGCGACGGUCCUUUCGCCUACGGAGGCGGGCGGCCGUCCGUAUUCGUUCGGCGGCGGAAGCCACAGCGCGGUGACGAGUCCGACCAGCCUACUGCCGCAGGGAGCGCUGUUCUGCGAACAGUGGGCGCAGACGCGGUUUGGCAAUCAUUUCGAAAUCGAUGGCGUCAAGAAGUAGAUCGAUCGGAGAAGGUGUGCAGUGCGCGGCAAGUAUGAACGGUUGGGAUGCCAGUGAGUUUUAUGUGUUGUGUUACUUUUAAGGUGGGAAAAGUUAGCUCGUUUGUUUGUUUCCGAAAUUGGCGGAAUUUUACGGGAAAUAUAACUGACAGAAAUUUAAACUAGGUCGGAACUUGGAAUGUGUUUUCGGGGAACAGAAGUGCACACUUAUUUUCAAGAGAUUUUAUUUGCGAGAAAAGAGAGACUACGAACUAAAAUGCGGGGAGGUCGAGCUUGAAAGAAUUAGGCGAAUGUUUUGAAAAAGGGAAGGUGUGUUUACAGUGAUCCUCUCUGGAGCCACCAAUUAUUACUCGCGCGAUAAUUUUCUCCUCGUGCCUGGUUAUGGGAUAUGAGACGAGUCACCUGAACAAAACAAGUGAAGUAUGAGGCUCAACCACGACCUCUGUUUUGAUACCCUCUUCUUUUUUUCUUCGGAAAUUCGUGAAUCGUCUGGAUUGAAAUCCACGUCCUCGGUAGUAGAUAUUUCUGUGGUUUCUGUCUUGAGGUAUCAGCACGAUGGAACCACAUUUCUGAUUCUUCUUCAGUGAUUUGUACCUCUAGGAGUCUAGGGCAUCACUAACAAGCUUGAUAAGCGUAUUUGGAUUACGCGCUUUUCCGUGACGAUACAGUUGCACUUCGUGUACUUAGUUAUGACGAAUACGACGAGUUCCUCUCUGGAGCCACCAUUGGUAAUAUCCCAGUGAAAGAUCUAGGCGAGAGAAGAAUUUUGCUCCUGCUAAUGAGUCGAUAACUUCUUCAAUAUUUGGUAGUGAAAAUUUAUCAUUCGCCAAAACAUUAUUGAGUUUCCGGUAAUCAAUGACAAGUCUCAUUUUUUUUUACAAUCUUUUGUCGUUUUCUUGGACACUAAAAGAAUUGGACUGUUCCACUCUGAACAUGCUUUUUCAAUAAUGCCAUCGUCAUUUGAUUAAUUUUAUUAUCAAUUUCGCUCCUUUGUCAUUGAGGGAGUCGACAUUUUUUCGCAUAAACUUGUAUGAUACCACUUUUUACUUCAAUAUUAGAAGUGUACAUACUUGUAAUAGUCAAUUUGUCGUUUUUCAAACAAAAUACGUCUCUAUAUUUCAAACAACGCUAAAUGCUUGUAAUCCAUCACUUGAACCAUCGUACAAUGCCACAACUGCUGUAGCAGUUUGAAUAUCGAAUACUGAAGCAGCUGGGGUUUCCACUGUCUCUCAUUUGGAGUGGCCAUUCUUAUUUUGUUUGUAAGAGUCGUUAUUAGUUCUACUUUAGAUGAAUUAAUGAGAGUUAUUAUCUCUGAACAGAAUGCAUCCUGUUAUAUCUUACUUUGAUAUAUCGGAGAAGGUCUUUUCUUUUAUUAGACGGUAUCCAAACUAUGGCGAGCUCGAGAGCUAUCGCCAGCAAGGACCGCAAGUAAAAGCUUUGACUGUUCGAUAAUCAAUCCUCUGUAUUUCGGUUCUCUUCUGGUUUUUAUAGCUAUGACAAUAUUUGGCUUAUUCUAUUUUACACAUUGGUUAGAAUGAGACAACUGGAGUGUGUGACUGAGCAAUAUGUGCAUCUUCGCAAGGUCGGCGUUUUGUGUGCCUUGGUGGUCCUAUCCCAAUAUGCGCAACGUAAGGGCGUUCGCAUAUGGGUGGAAAAGGAAUAUGGAAAGGUCCAAGUGCUGUAGCCUCGGCGCGUAUAACUUAAGCCGCAUAUGGUUGCAAUUUUAUUCUAUGUAACUUGAGCCACGGCGUUCGCCGUUGUUUGGAGUUAACGACUUGCUAUGAUUUGUUUAUGACU
Messenger RNA from Aedes albopictus (Asian tiger mosquito), 7593 nucleotides. It is a transcript of the gene rictor, whose product is annotated as rapamycin-insensitive companion of mTOR. The transcript has 10 exons. Gene Ontology annotation, cellular component: TORC2 complex. Gene Ontology annotation, molecular function: protein serine/threonine kinase activator activity. Lineage: Eukaryota; Metazoa; Arthropoda; Insecta; Diptera; Culicidae. Gene Ontology annotation, biological process: positive regulation of phosphatidylinositol 3-kinase/protein kinase B signal transduction; TORC2 signaling. The record is from RefSeq and is a predicted model, not a curated record. Bases 230 to 5797 code for a protein of 1855 amino acids.